AUGUCGCGUCAGAACCCACGGGCUAGAAAUGGCAUAAAACUGCCAUUUGCCCUUGAAAAGGAGCUUGGGCUCGAAGGGAGCCGACCGAGUGCUGGAGGCGGCCGGCGGCACCAUGGUUCGGUGCAAAGCAGGAAAGAGCUGCGCAAAACCCAACGACAGGAGAGGAGACAGAAUAUCCGGGGCGCAGGAACACGGAGGAGACAUCCGAUUAUAGAGCAGGAGCUCUCUGACGGAGACGUUGAUGGGGAUGACUCCGACGACCCUAACCUCGCACCUAUCACCUUGAAGCAAGAAGCUGUCAAGCCGAAGGCCAGGGAUGCAGAGCCCAAGAAGCUGAAAUCGAUCCUCAAAAAGUCUAGGACCCCAUCCUCAUCCCCAUCUGAAACAUCUUCUCGGUCGAGCUCACGGUCUUCCUCUCCCGGUCUUGUCCUUGACGCCAAUUCCCAAGCAUUUAAAGAGCGAGCCGCACAGGAUGAUGCAGAGAUUGCGGCGCUGGAAAGAAAGCUCGGGUUGAAGAAAAGAAAAGUGCCAAAGUCUUUUGUGGACGACGGGUUGGAUGAAUUGCUGGAGGGGCUGGACAGAGAGGAUCUGGGUGUCAAGAGGAAGAGUGAAGGCGAGGGGUGGUUGGACAGUAAGAGAAGGAAACCUGACAUUGAGGAAGAUGGGUCCGAUGAGGACGAGUCUGGAUUUGACCGCGAGAGUGACGACGAUGACGAAUUUGAUGAAGUGCUACGAGAGAGUGACGAUCUGCUGCAUGAGGACCUGGAAGAGGGAUCCGACGAGGAGCAGUCUGAUGUGGAUCUGGAGCCAGAAAGUGACGAUUCUUUCGAAGGCUUCGAAUCAGAGCAAGAACUCUCCAAGGUCCCGUCAAAAAGGGUCCGAGAAAAUCCUUACAUGCCUCCAGUCUCCCAAACGCCCGCAGGGAAAUACAUUCCGCCAUCAUUGAGAAAAGCACAAAAUUCCGAGAGUGCCUCGUUGGAAAGAUUGAAAAGGCAGGUUCAGGGCCUCCUCAAUAAGCUAUCCGAGGCCAAUCUCGUGUCGAUACUGGGAGAGCUCGAGAAGCUCUACCAAUCCAACCCGAGGCAGGACGUCACGUCCGUCCUGAUCGAUUUCGUUUUGAACUUGUUCUGCAACAAGUCAGCUCUCCAGAACACCUUCGUCAUCCUACACGCCGCAUAUGCGACUGCAGUGUACAAAGUUAUUGGCGUGGAUUUUGGCGCGGAACUGCUUUCACAGUUGGUCGAUCGACUUGAUCAGUACCGCAGCGAUGCGGCUGGUGGUAAAGAGGCACUAAACUUGAUAAGCCUUCUCUCCAAUCUGUUCACAUUCCACCUAAUCAGCAGCACUAUAGUCUUUGACUACAUCCGACUAUUGCUCGAGCGACUAAGCGAGGACAACACGGAAUUGCUGCUGCGGCUAGUCCGGGACUGCGGCCACCAAUUGAGGCAAGAUGAUCCGUCCUCUCUCAAAGCUAUUGUCCAAACAAUGCAGAAGGAAGCGGCGCGGAUGAAUUCGGCAGGAGAACAGAUGAGCGUCAGGACGAAGUUCAUGAUCGAGACAAUUACGGACUUGAAGAACAAUAAGAUGAAGGCUGCGACGAACAACGCAGGCUUAGCAAGUGAACACAUUACGCUAAUGCGGAAAGUACUGGGUUCUUUGAACAACAACCGCACCGUCAGGGCCUCUGAGCCGUUGCGAAUCACAAGGGAGGAUAUUAAGAAUAGCGACAGGAAGGGGAAAUGGUGGCUAGUUGGAGCUAGCUGGAAAGGUCAUGAUCCUGCGACAGCGCCAGCCGAAGGAGCCAUCGAUACCUCGAUACCGACGACCAGUCUGGGACUUGAUGACGAUGAUUCAGUGGACCUACUCGCGCUUUCCCGCCACUACGGAAUGAACACAGACAUCCGCCGCGCCAUCUUUGUCGCCCUUCUAUCCGCCGCAGACUAUCAAGACGCUCACCUGCGCCUUCUGAAGCUCCGUCUUAAACGUACCCAAGAACAAGAGAUCCCCAAAGUCCUGCUUCGCUGCAGUGCAGGUGAGAAUCCUUACAACCACUAUUACACCCUCGUGGCAAGGAAACUGUGUCUGGAAAAGAAGAUGCGCAAAUCCUUUCAGUUUGCGUUGUGGGAUUUCUUUCGAAGAAUGGGCGAACAUCCCCCUCGGGCAGACGACGCUGAGGAAGAUUUCGCCAGCGAAGAAGAUGAUGAAGUAGAAAUGACCGAGAUAGCCAACCUGGCGAGGCUAUAUGCCUUUUUGAUCCUGGAUGGAGCCGAAACUCUUGGUGUCUUGAAAGUCCUGGAACUCGCCUACGUUAAGGAACGAACGGCCAUGUUUGUGGAACUAUUGCUCAUCAUCAUCAUGACCGAGGCAAAAGACAAACCGGAUGCGUUAACCAAAGCCUUUGAGCGCGCAGCUGAGACGCCACAGAUCGUCAAGAGAUUGCAAUUCUUCAUCAAACAGAAUGUGCGGAAUUCGGAUUUGGUCGGCAAGAGGGAUAGGGACGCUGUCAAACGAGGAUGCCGAAUCGCGCUGGAGACGUUGAGGAUACUGGAGAUGGUGAACGAGGAGAUUGAUGUGUGA
This is a messenger RNA of Cladophialophora bantiana CBS 173.52, 2577 nucleotides long. RefSeq lists its product as uncharacterized. The coding region runs from base 1 to 2577 and encodes 858 amino acids. Gene Ontology annotation, cellular component: nucleolus. Lineage: Eukaryota; Fungi; Ascomycota; Eurotiomycetes; Chaetothyriales; Herpotrichiellaceae. The record is from RefSeq and is a predicted model, not a curated record. Gene Ontology annotation, biological process: ribosomal small subunit biogenesis. Gene Ontology annotation, molecular function: protein binding; RNA binding. The transcript has a single exon.